Prunus avium (sweet cherry) is the source of this 3742-nucleotide messenger RNA. RefSeq lists its product as uncharacterized. Gene Ontology annotation, molecular function: protein kinase activity; ATP binding; protein binding. Gene Ontology annotation, biological process: protein phosphorylation. The record is from RefSeq and is a predicted model, not a curated record. NCBI's taxonomy places the organism in Eukaryota, Viridiplantae, Streptophyta, Magnoliopsida, Rosales, Rosaceae.
CCCAAAUCUCCAAAACUUUUUUUCAAAGCUGCUUAUUUUUUAAGUUAAGCAACCCCAAACUAAGCCUUGCAUUUGGCUACUCGCGAAUUUUCUCCCCCAGGGUGCAAUCCCAGUCUUGUCAACUUGUUCUGCCUUCAUCUGCAACAAAUUAUUCAAUCAUUUCAGGUUUUCAAUCUUGGGGGGAAAAAAGGAAAACGAAAAACACUUUCUGUUUUCAGUGCUCAUGGAGAGAAGUCGUUUCCUCUUGUCAAUAACUUUGUUGCUGCUGCAGUACAGUUCCAUAGGUACAGGUGCAGCAAAAACCAACAUCACCACCGACCAGUCUGCUCUUCUUGCUAUGAGAUCCCAUAUCACUAGUGACCCUCACAACAUCUUGGUCAACUGGUCAACCUCCACCUCCGUUUGCAACUGGGUUGGUGUUACUUGUGGUGCUCGUCACCUCAGAGUAGUAUCGUUGAAUCUCUCAUACAUGGCGUUUACUGGCACCAUUCCACCACACUUAGGCAAUCUCUCCUUCCUUGUUGCACUAAGCUUCAACAAUAAUAGCUUUUACGGUACUUUGCCCCAUGAAUUGUCUUAUUUACGUCGCCUGAAGUUUAUUAGCUUAGGAUUCAAUAAUUUUAUGGGAUCCAUUCCAUCGUGGUUUGGGUCCUUCCCCAAACUUCAAAGAUUGGAUUUGUGUGGCAAUCAGUUUUCAAGUUCCAUACCCACGACUAUUUUCAACUUAUCUACAUUGCAAGUACUUGAUCUAAGGGCUAACAAACUAUCAGGCCCUAUUCCUGCGGUUGUUUUCAACAUGUCUUCUUUGACUAUGUUGGGUUUUUAUGGAAACAACUUGAGUGGUGGUCUUCCAGACAAUAUAUGCCAACAUCUUCCUAGUCUUCAAAUCUUGAAUUUGGGUCGCAACCAGUUUGAUGGUCCACUUCCAUCCAAAUUAUGGCAAUGCAGAGAGCUUCUUAUACUUAAUUUGGAGGAAAACCAUUUCAGUGGAAGCAUACCAAAAAAUAUUGGGAACUUAACAAUGAUGAAAGGCAUAUCCCUUUACAACAACAAUUUGACGGGUACGAUACCAAGGGAAAUAGGGAACUUAACAAUGCUGAAGGGGAUAUACUUUGGCUCCAACAAUUUCAACGGCACUAUACCAGACGAGAUUGGCGAUCUUCCAUAUUUAGAGUUAUUGUUAUUUCAGAAUAACAAUCUCAAUGGCCUCAUCCCAUCCUCAAUCUUCAAUAUCUCCACAAUGAGAGCACUGUCACUUACUUUGAAUCGGCUAUCGGGUAGCCUCCCAGCAAACCUAGGCCUUGGGCUUCCAAACCUACAACAACUUUAUAUAGCAGGAAAUGACAUCAGCGGAGUAAUCCCCAACCUCUCCAAUGCUUCUGCGCUUAUCAAGAUAGAUUUGAGCUACAACUCAUUUACAGGGUUGAUUCCGAGGACGCUCUGUACCUUAACAAAUCUUCAGUGGCUUAACUUAGGAAGUAAUAAUUUGACGAUUGAUACUUCCACUCCAGAAGCAAACAUUCUCUCUUGUUUGUCUAAUCUUAGAAGUUUGACAACACUAGCCUUGGACGCUAAUCCGUUAAAUGCCACACUUGAUGAUUCCUUUUCAAAUUUCUCUACAUCGACGCUUCAACAUAUUGGUUUAAGAAACUGCAGCAUGAGGGGUAACAUUCCCAUUGGUAUUGGCAACAUAAGCAGCUUGAUAGCCUUAGACCUUGGAAACAAUCAAUUGAGUGGAUCAAUUCCAACUUCAUUAGGAAGACUCGGAAAUCUCCAAGGUAUGAACUUGAAUUACAACAUAUUGCAAGGUUACAUCCCAUAUCAACUUUGUCAACUAUAUAAACUAGUUUACUUACAGUUGGCUAGUAAUCAGCUCUCUGGUUCUAUACCUUCCUGCUUGGGUAAUCUAGCAGCAUCUCUAAGGUAUAUAUCACUAGAGUCCAAUUUGUUGAGUUCCACAAUACCAUCUACUUUUUGGAGACUUGCCUAUAUCGUGAAUGUAAACUUAUCAUCCAAUUCUCUAAUUGGACCUCUCUCACAAGAUAUUGCAGAGUUGAAAGUUGUGGAAGUCGUAGAUUUAUCAAAUAACCAUUUAUCUGGGGUUAUACCAAGCACCAUUGGGGGUCUUUGGGAUUUGGUUAUUCUAUCCUUGGCAAAUAAUAAUUUGGAAGGCCCUAUUCCAAGUUUUUUUCACCACUUGCUAAGCCUGCAACUCUUGAAUUUAUCCAGAAACAAUCUAUCUGGAGUGAUUCCCAAGUCUUUAGAAGCUCUGUCACUUCUCAGGUAUCUGGAUUUGUCUUUCAACAGGCUCCAAGGAGAAAUUCCAACAGGUGGACCAUUCCAAAACUUCUCUGCUCAAUCAUUUGUCUCAAACAGCGCACUCUGUGGUGCACCCCGACUUCAUGUUCCACCAUGCAGAAAUACUACACUUGAACCAAAUUGGAAGAAAGCUAAAUAUAUCAUCCUAGGGAUCAUAUCAGUAAUCAUCCUAGUGGCCUCCAUAUCUAUAUUUGUACUACGUAGGAAAAGAAAUGUGGAAGUUGCAAGAGAGGCUACCUCGUUGCCUCAGCUUCUUUGGAGAAGAAUUUCACACCUAGAACUUCUAAGGGCCACGAAUGGAUUUAAUGAAAACAACUUACUCGGAAGUGGGGGUUUUGGCUCAGUAUAUAAAGGGACGCUUUCAGAUGGAAUAGAUGUUGCAGUAAAGGUUUUCAGUUUACAACUAGAAGGGGCUUUCAAGAGUUUUGAUAGGGAAUGUGAAAUGCUAAGCAAUAUUCGUCAUAGAAACCUUAUCAAUAUCAUCAGCUGUUGCAGUGAACUUGAUUUCAAAGCCUUGGUAUUGAAUUACAUGCCAAAUGGGAGCCUCGAGAAGUGGUUGUACUCUCAAGACUAUUCUUUGAAUAUCUUACAGAGGAUGAACAUAAUGAUAGACGUUGCGGCGGCAGUGGAAUACCUACACCAUGGUUAUUCAAUACCUAUUGUGCAUUGUGAUAUGAAGCCCAGCAAUAUACUACUAGAUGAUGAUAUGGCUGCACAUGUUGCUGAUUUUGGAAUUGCAAAACUCUUGGGUGGAGGAGAUUCUAUUACCCAAACCAUGACCCUAGCCACAGUUGGGUAUAUGGCUCCAGAGUAUGGAAUGGAAGGAAUAGUUUCAACAAGAGGGGAUGUGUAUAGUUUUGGUAUUGUGCUCAUGGAAACAUUCACAAAAAGGAAGCCAACAGAUGAGAUGUUUGUUGGGGAAAUGAAUUUAAAGCAAUGGAUUGCAGACUCACUAGUAUUUCCACGUGGAAUCAUAGAUGAAGUUGUGGAUGCCAAUUUUCUUGGGAUUGGGACAGAGCAGGAAGAUGAUGAUCAUGUGAGGAAGAGGGAUUGCAUAUCAGCCAUUAUGAGAUUAGCUCUUACUUGCUGUGCAGAAUCACCAAAAGAGAGGAUAAGUAUGAAAGAAGCUGUAGCCACACUCAACAAAAUCAAGACAAACUUUUUGAAGGACGGUACAGCAGGAAGAGGUGUGCUGUUAAAUCGUCCUCUUGUUCAGCAGCACUUCAAUUAAUGGGUCAUAUCCUAUGACAUGUAUUUCAUGCACUUUGAUUUGAUUCAAUUUCAGUCUUUAAUUUAGACAAUGUAGAGGAAGGCAUGCCGUUUUAUUUCGGACUAAUUUUAUGGAGUGUGUAGACUUAUUAUAUAAUAUACUAGUCUUGGUUGUUGUUAUGGUAUCAGUAUGAUAGGAGGGUUUGUUCUGUUG